Molecule: messenger RNA, 1566 nt
Organism: Penicillium diatomitis
Lineage: Eukaryota; Fungi; Ascomycota; Eurotiomycetes; Eurotiales; Aspergillaceae
Product: DNA primase subunit PRI2
Exons: 2
Coding region: 1-1566 (521 amino acids)
Biological process (GO): DNA replication, synthesis of primer
Cellular component (GO): alpha DNA polymerase:primase complex
Source: RefSeq, a predicted model, not a curated record
AUGAUUCGACAAGACGCGCAUCGAAUCGACCCAAAACGUAGGGCCACGAUUGAUCACAAGAAAAGACAAUUUGCGACGCCGACCUACAAGCAGCAAGACUACCCACAUCGCCUGAACCUGUACGAUACGCCCCCGACGGCGGAGAUCACGCUUGAGCAGUUCGAGCAAUGGGCUAUUGAUCGUCUGAAGGUACUGGCCGAGAUUGAAGCAUGCUCUUACCGCAACAAGUCUCCCGCGGAGACAGAAGCCCACAUCACACCACUCCUCCAAAAAUACCUCCCAUUAUCCUCCAACACUGCAUCACCGAACGGUGCUGCAGAUCCUCGCUUGAAGAAUGAGCGCCAAAAAGACCACUAUUCACAUUUCAUCCUUCGUCUUGCCUUUUCUGCGACGGAAGACCUUCGUCGCCGCUUUGCGCGUGCAGAGACGAUGCUGUUUCGAUUCAGAUUUCAGAAGGAUGAUUCCCGCGAGAGGCGUGCAUUCAUCGAAAGUCUCAACCUGGAUUGGGAACCUGUGAGCGAGGAUGAACGGAAUCAGAUUGCCGAGCAUCUCGUCAGUGCAACUCCCGGUCUGCGUCGGGUGGAUGAGGAGACGUGGUAUAAGGUGGACUGGGAGAAGGUUGCGGAGCUCGUCGAACGGCGCUCUGUUUUCAUGCGAGGAGGCAAGGCAUAUGUGCCGGGUAGAGAACAGCUAAGUAUGAUCAUGGCGGAAUUCACAGCGCGAUUAGAGCGGUCUUUAGAGGUAUAUAUGCCCUUCAAUUCAAAGGCUGAAGCAGUUACCCUACUGAUUAUGCAACAGCUUACAAGCCGCGCUCUUCCCCGGCUGGACGAAGACGACCGCCUCACGCCCAUUCUCAAUCAUCUGUCCAAGAAUUUCGGCAGUGCAGAAUCAGUGUACUCCGAGGCCGAGGGUCACGUCGACGGCGCCGCCAUCACCGGUAGCUCCAUUGACUCCCUCGCUCAGCAUUUCCCCUUGUGCAUGCGCAAUUUGCACAUGAAUCUGCGCAAGAACAACCAUCUGAAGCAUUUCGGGCGAUUGCAAUAUACUCUCUUCCUGAAAGGUAUCGGGCUAUCCUUAGAGGAGUGUAUCUUGUUCUGGCGUCAAUCGUUCAAGGGCAAGACCGACGACGAGUUCAAUUCCCAAUACAAGUAUAAUAUCCGUCACGCCUACGGCGAUGUAGGAGGAGAUGUGAACCGGCGCGGUCGUGGCUAUCCUCCUUACUCGUGCCAGAAGAUUCUCGGUGACAACAAUGUGGGAGUGGGACAAGCACAUGGAUGCCCCUACCGCCAUUUCUCAGUCGAUAACCUGGUAGGGCUGCUUCAGGGAACUGGCGUUCAUGAUAAGGAAGUCCUUCGCGGUGUUCGUGAGGAUGUUGGCAAGCAGCGGUAUCACAUUGCGUGCAACAGGGUUUUCGAAUGGAGCCACAAGACUGAGAUCAAGAAAGUGAAAGAGGACGGGACAUGGAGUCAGGCCGACCUGGACACCAUUGUUCACCCCAAUACUUACUUCAAGCGCAGCUAUCUGCUCAAGUCCUUGGCCAAGGCUCCGCCCCGAGGUGAAGCUUGA